AUGCUCUCUGAAGGCACGUGGUUGAAAAGCGACAACAAAAACGCUUACUUCUUUCACCCAGCCUACCCUCAGCCACUCAACCUCCUGUUCGCCUUACCAUGCGUCGACCCUAUCGACGAAGGCGACGCGCUCGCGACAGGGCAGCCCAAAGGCCUGCACCACCACACCGCGCUCCUUGCUUGCCAGAUCAUUGCCGACAAUGCCUUUGAGUCGGGACAACUCUACUUCGACCGCCAAGGUGCACAGCCCGUCUCGGACCGAAUCCCGAUACAUGGCCUCCUCACCCCCGGGGACUAUUUCUUUCUCGUGAACUCCGAUCGCAACUUCCGCGACUGGCGAUUCCCCCACGGCUAUAUUCCCGAAGCCUGGCCCUCAACAAAGUCUGGUCUCGCAACUGACACAGGUCGACGCUGCGCGCUGACAAACAGCGCCUUUGGCCUUACGAGUGCCCACAUAAUACCAAGGGAAGAAGGCGAAUGGUUCAUGCAGAAUGGUAUGUCGCGGUAUGGGGCGGAUCUACGCGACGUCAACGAUUCCCGAAAUCUCAUCCGCCUGAGGGCCGACAUACACCGUUGCUUCGACACCCGUUUGUUUUCCAUCGUUUCGAAACCAAAGUUCGCAUCAUCCAUCUCAGACACCUUGUCCACUACUACGGACCCAGCGUAUGUGCUGCACGUCUUUGGAACCAACAUAGGAGAGUUCUCCAGCCUAUACCACAACAUGUGCUUUCAAUACCUCGAAAACACAAGCCAUGAAUUCUUGUUCGCUCGUCUCGCCUGGACCAUUCUGAUACUCAUUAAGCCUUUCGUGCUUGCGGGCCUGCGGCGGUCUGUUAUUCGAUGCCGGAACGGCGAGGAUGGCUUCGACUGGAGAGCUGAAGAGUUGUCGGGCGCCGAUCUGUCGAGCUUUUACGGUGGCGGGGGCUCGCGGAGUGCCAGUCCCAAAAAGCGAAGUCGCCCGCGUGAGAAGGAGGACCGCGACAGCCUCGCCGAUGCGGAUGAGUGGACCACCCUGAUGAUCUUUAUCCUGGGCUCCGUGACAAUUCUGGCCAAGGCCUUUGGCAGGGUGCUGAUCAAGAACUUGACCAAGGCCUUGGCGGGAACACUGGUCGAACCCCUGAUCCGCUGA
Molecule: messenger RNA, 1128 nt
Organism: Colletotrichum navitas
Lineage: Eukaryota; Fungi; Ascomycota; Sordariomycetes; Glomerellales; Glomerellaceae
Exons: 5
Coding region: 1-1128 (375 amino acids)
Source: RefSeq, a predicted model, not a curated record